This is a messenger RNA of Onychomys torridus (southern grasshopper mouse), 1769 nucleotides long. It is a transcript of the gene Tmem53, whose product is annotated as transmembrane protein 53. The coding region runs from base 124 to 978 and encodes 284 amino acids. The record is from RefSeq and is a predicted model, not a curated record. The transcript is spliced from 3 exons. Lineage: Eukaryota; Metazoa; Chordata; Mammalia; Rodentia; Cricetidae.
CGGGGAUUGGGCAGCGCCAGGCGUGGGCGGGAUGUGGGCGUGGCCUGGCGGCGUCCGGCCCAGGCGAGGUGAAACUGCGGGAGUUCCGGCGGGAGGCCCGUGCUGACGGCCCGCACCUUCACCAUGGCCUCGGCCGAGCUGGAUUACAGCAUCGAGAUCCCGGAUCAGCCCUGCUGGAGCCAGAGUAUGGAAGGGGACUGGGGAGAGAACCCCAGCCAAGAUGGGAAGGAAGCCAGGAAGCGACUGCCCGUGGUGAUUCUCUUGGGCUGGGGUGGCUGCAGAGACAAGAAUCUGGCCAAGUACAGUGCCAUCUACCAUAAAAGGGGCUGCAUUGUGAUCCGAUACACGGCCCCCUGGCACAUGGUCUUCUUCUCUGAGUCUUUGGGCAUCCCCUCACUUCGUGUGAUGGCCCAGAAGCUGCUCGAGCUCCUCUUUGACUACGAGAUUGAGCGAGAGCCUCUGCUCUUCCAUGUCUUCAGCAAUGCUGGUGUCAUGCUCUAUCGCUACGUGCUAGAGCUCCUUCAGACCCAUCAGCGCUUCGGCCACCUGCAUGUCGUGGGCACCAUCUUUGACAGUGGUCCUGGGGACAGCAACCUGGUAGGGGCCCUGAGGGCCCUGGCAAUCAUCCUGGAGCGCCGGCCCGUUGUGCUGCGCCUGUUGCUCGUGGUGGCCUUUGCCCUGGUGGUCGUCCUGUUCCACUUCCUGCUGGCUCCGGUCACUGCCCUCUUCCACACCCACUUCUAUGACAGGCUGCAGAACUCAGGCUCCCACUGGCCUGAGCUCUACCUCUACUCCAGAGCUGAUCAGGUGGUCUCAGCCAGGGAUGUGGAGCGCAUGGUAGAGGCACGCCUGGCUCACCAGGUCCUGGUGCGCUCGGUGGACUUUGUAUCAUCUGCGCAUGUCAGCCACCUCCGUGACUAUCCUACUUACUAUACAAGUCUGUGUGUUGACUUCAUGCAUAACUGUGUCCAGGGCUGAGGUCCUGCUCCAUAAAUAAACGCCGGGGACAUCCCUUCACCUUACAUCUGUCCUGGGGGACUGCUGCCAUGGAUGCUCGCACAGAUCCUGGGGUGGGAGUGCCAGGGCAAGUUUCUGUGGGGCAGCCUUGCAGUGAUUUGGACAAGUACAAUGUUCUUACGGUGUUUGGACUAUAAAAGGUUAACAGUGUGUGUGUUGGGUGAAUGGCUUGAGGCUAAACCCCAGAGUUGUUUGGGGGGGUCGGGAAGUGGUGGCUGAGGAGCUAGUUCAGUUGGUAAGGUGCUGGUUGUAUAAUCAUGAGUUCAAACUCAGAACUCACAUUUUUGAAAAAAAGCCAGGCAUGAUGGCACACAUUUAAAAUCUGGGGAGGUGGAGAUAGUCAGGUGCCUGGAGGCUUACAUGCAACCAGCCUAGUCUACCAUUGAGCCCCAGGCCAAUGAGAGGACCUGUCUCAAAAAGCAAAGUGAGUGGUACCUGAGGAAUUACACCCUAGGUGGACCUCAGCCUCCACAUGCAUCUGCACACAGUGUAGCUGCACGCACACAAACACACACCCAGGUUGUGGUAAGAACCCUGCACAUGGGACCUUUCAACAAAUUCCAAAUGUGUACUCAGUGACCUGGUUGUUAACUGGGAGCACAGUCCCUAUGUGUGCAGCUUGUAAAGAAGAUCCCCAGUUCUAAGGUACUUUCAUGAUCUAGAAUUUAAUCAUCUUGGAUAACUGAAGUUUUAUACUUGUUCCCAGAAUUGAGUUUAGGGGUGUGUGUGUGUGUGUGUGUGUGUGUGUGUGU